UGAGACGGAGCGCGAAAGUGGUCAAUCGUGUAUACAUUCCGCUAUAAUGGCCAACAGAUAUCUGUUGUGCCUUUUGUUAUUGUGUGUGACGCUAAGUGCAGUGAAUGGGAAAUGGGGAGGCCGUAGUAGUUCUCGUUCCAGCUCGAGGGGAUCGAGUAGUUCAAGCAGAUCCUCUGGAUGGGGAUGGGGGUCGAGUUCGGGAAGAUCAUCCUCGUCCAGUUCGAGCUCCGGUUGGAGCUGGGGGUCGAGGAGUCCGUCAAGUUCCAGUUCAAGUCACUCGUACCCAUCAUCAUCAUCAGGCCUAUCGGGCUCCAGCAGUGGGCAUAGCUAUCCAUCCUUGUCAUCAGGGUUAUCUGGAUGGGGUUCAGGCUCCCAUAGCUACCCUUCUUCUUCGUCGGGAUUAUCCGGACGAGAUUCCCCAAAAUACCCAUGGUCAAGUGGAAGUUCAUCCAACUCCGGGAGCAGAUAUCCAGCAUCGACAGGCUUAUCUGGAUCUAGCUCUGGAAGCAAAUACCCAGCAUCAACAGGCCUAUCUGGAUCUAGCUCUGGAAGCAAAUACCCAGCAUCAACAGGCCUAUCUGGAUCUAGCUCUGGAAGCAAAUAUCCAGCAUCAACAGGCCUAUCUGGAUCUAGCUCUGGAAGUAGAUAUCCAGCCUCUACAGGAUUAUCUGGGUCAAAAUUUUCAGCUACUUCGUGGCUGUCGGGAACUAGUUCUGGCAGUAGAUAUCCAACAUCAGUAUCCAGCUCAGGAAGUAAAUACCCGGCAUCUACAGGACUAUCAGGAUCUAGCUCUGGAAGCAGUUAUCCAGCUUCCACUGGUUUAUCGGGAUCUGGUUCUGGCAGUAAAUAUCCAUCACAUUAUGGUACCAGUAACUCUAAUCCCCCAUCAAAUACAUAUAAUAAACCAGACUAUAACUAUCAUCCUAGGAACACUUACAAUACUAAUUCAGGCUACAGGCCAAGCGCUCAUGGCAAUACAUAUGGUAAUUCAUACGGUUCAUAUGGCAACAACUUCCACACACCUACUUAUUACACAUCACCUCAACACAUUUACGUUACAGAAUACAGAAAUUCAGGAAGUCGCUAUAAUGACUUACUAACAGGGCUUACAUUAUACAACUUAGGACGUUCUCAUAGUCAUUACCAUGACCAUUACUAUUAUGACGACUAUUACAGACACAGAUAUAACAGUGGUUCCGGUUCAAGCUAUCGUCCUUCUAGCGCACAACCAAGAGACGAAGCUUAUUGUUUACUGAGAGUGAAAGAACACAAUAAAAUUGAAGAACUAAAAAUACCAUGUGAAAUUGUAUCCACAUUUACAGAAGGAAGUAAAAAAGUAUCUAAAGAAUCUAGUCAAGUAGAGACCAUGGUUUGUCACAAUUCUACAACUGUUAUAACCGAGGAUGCAUCAUCUACUACAAACAAAAGUCCUACUGUAAACAUAUCUUCUACAACUGAAUCUAGUGCAAAAUUAUCUGUUAUACCCAUUGUUACUACUUUAUCCGAUAAUCAAACAAAUGUAAAGGAUAAUAUCACAUUAACAUCAACAAUAACACCACCUACUAAUAGCACUACAUUUACUCCAGUGGUUACCAUAACUACACCAUCCAGUCUUUCACAUAAUAUUUCUUCAACGACCGAAACUCCAGUAUUAUCAAAUGUUACGUUAUCUAGUAAUAACACUGGUUCAACAACAACUUCUCCUAAUGCGACUGUAUCUGGUACAAAUACUAAUUCCACUGAAACAACAACCCCCACCGCUGUAUCAAAUACAACGAUGCAAUUGCCUGAUGUAACUACACCAAAAACCAACAUCACCACACCGAAAACAAACGCAACAGCAUCAAAUAUAACACAAACUAAAGAAACGAAAAUAACGAAUUCAACGUGUGUUGUAACAUCACAACUGAAGGACCCGCUUAGCGUGAAAGGCCCACCGCCCGAUCCAAACGGCAUGGAAUGCGAAGUUGAAAUAGUAACAAAUAACCACCGACUUAAAUCUAAAGUAAAUUGCGUUACGUUAAUGGAAUACUCUAGAAUGCCGGAACCUAAAAAAGACGCUGGUAUUGUGCCAGCUAGAGAUAAAUUAAAAUCUUGGUUAGCUAAACCUCCGUGGUGGAUGUCAAUGUUUAUUGCCGUUUAAUUUUAAACUGUAGAAUUUAAAUAAUUUUAAGUAUUAAUAAGAUACUGCCCCAUAUGUGUAUUUUUAUGGAUAUGUGAGCUCAUUUAUAUCUUGUUAAGUUCUUCGUUAUGCAGAGGAACGUGUAUAAAAGAAAUAGAACAUUUAUUACAUAAUAUAGAUCAAUAUAAAUUUAUUUUUAGUAAGGGCCAAAGUUUAUCCGCCGAUACGAACAUAUCAUUUUAUUAUAAUGUCAAUUUGGGCCUUCAAUUUGCAAUGGAACCAAUAUUAAGUUUAAAUGUAAUUAUAAUACUAUAGAAAGAAGCAUUGCUUUUAUACCUCAAUAAUUUAAUCAUUACAAUUCCUGUUUUGUAAAUAAUUUUCAUAUAUUAACUUUAUGUUAAGAAACAAAAUCAUUUUAAUGUUUGCAAUGCGAUGGAAUUAUUGCUAUGACAUAUUUAAUCCUUUGUUCAAAUUAAAUACGACAUACAAUGUAAA
Zerene cesonia (dogface butterfly) is the source of this 2617-nucleotide messenger RNA. RefSeq names its product hornerin-like. Lineage: Eukaryota; Metazoa; Arthropoda; Insecta; Lepidoptera; Pieridae. The transcript has 2 exons. The coding region runs from base 47 to 2143 and encodes 698 amino acids. The record is from RefSeq and is a predicted model, not a curated record.